Molecule: messenger RNA, 688 nt
Organism: Chara braunii
Lineage: Eukaryota; Viridiplantae; Streptophyta; Charophyceae; Charales; Characeae
Source: the annotation of a GenBank genome assembly
GGUCGAAUUCUACAAUAAAAAUCUGAAUGUUGGAAACUUUUUUUGAGGGUGUGCCAGGAGGGGGGGAGGGGGGGGGAAUGAAAAAAAAAUAAUAAUAAUAAUGGCUACGGCUAACGGAGGAGGACUCGGAGGAGGAGAAGAGGAGGAGGAGGGGGGGGGGAAAGAAGAAGAUGACGAAGAAGAGGGAGGAGAAGAACAAGAGGAGGAGGAGGAAGAAGAAGAAAAUGACGAAGAAGAGGGGAAAGAAGAAGAGGAGGAGGAGGGAGAAGGAGAAGAAGAACGCAAGGGAGAGGAGGAGGAGGAGGGGGAAGAAGAAGAAGAUGACGAAGAAGACAGAGGAGAAGAGGAAGAAGAGGAGGAGGAGGAAGAAGAAAAUGACGAAGAAGAGGGGAGAGAAGAAGAGGAGGAGGAGGAAGAAGAAGAAAAUGAGGAAGAAGAGAAAGGAGAAGAAGAAGAGGAGGAGGAGGAGGGGGAAGAGGAGGAGGAGGAGGAGGAAGAAGAAGAAGAAGAAGAAUGCAAGUCGAUGGCUAAGAGAGGAGGAGGACUAGAAGAGGAGGAGGAGGAGGUAGAAGAAGAAGAAGAAGAAGAAGAAGAAGAAAAAGCGGAGGACGACUAUGGCUAACGGGCGAGGAGAGUGACCACAGAGAAGAAGACGAAGAAGAAGAAGAAACAAACCUGGGGCCUGGGA